ACUUUACUUACUUAUGAUUUAACCUUUUAAUAGACCUUAAGGUGUUAUUAUCAUUAUUUCAUUUUAUAAAUGAACAAAUUAAUGUCAAGGUCAUGCCUUGGUAAAGCCAAGAUUUCAUCUCAAACUGAUGUCAGAGCUCUGAUAUUUCAGCAAAUACGCUGUGAUAUCUCUCAUCAACAUAUUAUAAGAUAUCAUAUCAACAAGGCAUCACAAACAUAUAAUAUUUCAUUCAACAUAAAUGCUAAAUCAUUCACUACCAGAGACAGCGGCAACAAAGAGAUUGCUGAAUUCCAUUAUGAAAUAGAUGCAGAAACUGAGCCAAGGAUUGGAAGUGACUCAAAUUCAGGUGGUUAUAAAAUUAUAGAGGUGUGUUAUCCAGGGCUUCUGACUCUGAGCUGGAAUCUUUUUAUUAAGGCCCCACCUUUUAUGCAGUCUUGCUUUGGAAUAACCGCCUCUAAGUAGCCAUUCGUGUUUCACAGUAGAUAUAUGCCAGCUACCAUUCAAAGCCAGGUGGAUCUCACCUGUUGAAACAGAGGGAAAAGACACCCAUUCAUUACCAGGAUUUCAGCACAAACUUUACAUCUUCAGAGAAGUUUUCCCUGGCCUCUCCAAGGUCAAACUCUCCUUUAUAGCACUUAGCAUGGCCAGUCGUAGUUAUAUGGUUUUUUUUUCUUUGUUAUAUGGUUUUUAAUUUUCAGCUUAAUAUGAGGGUAUAAAUGUUAGGUUACAUUUCUACGGUAAAGUUUAGGUUGUAGUGAAGCCCUUCACCCGGGGAUUUAUAUAUUACGUUUUGUAUGUGAAUAUCUACUUCAUUGGUUACCUGUAAGUUCUCUGAGAAGAGGACCCACGUUCAUUUUCGGUCCUCCUUAUAUUCCCGGUGCCUGCACAGAUCCUGGCACAGCAUGGGUGCUCAAAAAAUGUUAAAUCAAUGAACAAAUGGAUUUAUGAAUAAAUAAAUAAAUGCAUGAAAAGGCACCAGGACAGAUCAUCUCUGUGGGAAGCAUAGGGUAGAUGUAAUCCCCUGUACAGUGUGGGAUUGCCCCGCGGGAGCCCUCAAAGGUCUGCAUGCUCACACACCCCGAUCAGAAAUUCCCAUCAGGAAAGUCACACAAACAUUGACUUAGGGAGGGCCUUGGAGCGCUGAAGGGGAGAAAAAGAAGCACAAAAGGUGAGCAAGCAGUUUUCAAAGGAUGCUUUCAACUCCCAGGCCAGUCCGUGUGUGUGUUUUCCUCUACAAAGUGUUUCCAAUUACUGUGGCACUCUCGGUAUCUGCAUCCAUCUCCAGUGAAUUCCUCUGCGGCUCCUGCCAGACAUAUGGGAUCAAUCAGGGCUUCGGCGCUGGUGCGCUUGCUGCGGGAAUGUUGACAGCCUGACAGACGCGGGGUUCUGGUGUCAUGGAAUCUCCAAAUCGUUGGCUUGAACCCGGGAGGAGAAGGAGAGGGGGAGGAGAGAGAUAGAGGCAAAGAUAGAGAAAGGAGAGGGGAGAGGGAGAGGCGGGAGAGAGGGAGCCAAGGAGGGAAGCGGGAGAUUUUUUCUUGACUGCCCCCUUUCCUUCAAACAUUUUAUAGGCUUCAGGGAGAGAGGAGGAGGAGGAGAGAGGGAAGAAAAAACAGGAGAGGUAGAGAGCGCGCGCCGGUGGCUCCCCAGCGCCUGGGCCACCAGAGGAGUCUGGGUUGUGUCCCGGGUGUCAGUGAAAGGGCGCUGAGCUCGCCCGCCCCGCCGCCCGCCGCCCGCUCCGCGCGCGCUCUCCGCCAGCCCGGCCGCCGCGCCUGUCCCCGCCCGGGCCGCCGCCUGCGCUCUGGGGCGGCCGCUCCGUCGCCGGCGCAAUGUGGCCGCGCCUGGCCUUUUGUUGCUGGGGUCUGGCGCUCGUUUCGGGCUGGGCGACCUUUCAGCAGAUGUCCCCGUCGCGCAAUUUCAGCUUCCGCUUCUUUCCCGAGGCGGCGCCCAGGGCCCCGGGGCGGCUGCCCGCGCUGGCCGAGCCGCUGGAGCCGGGCGAGGACGCGCCGGAGAGCAAAGUGGAGCGGCUGGGGCAGGCGUUCCGGCGCCGUGUGCGGCGGCUGCGGGAGCUCAGUGAGCGCCUGGAGCUCGUCUUCCUGGUGGACGAGUCGUCCAGCGUGGGCCAAGCCAACUUCCUCAGCGAGCUCAAGUUCGUCCGCAAGCUGCUGUCCGACUUCCCCGUGGUGCCCACCGCCACGCGCGUGGCCAUCGUGACCUUCUCGUCCAAGAACAACGUGGUGCCGCGCGUCGAUUACAUCUCCUCCCGCCGCGCGCACCAGCACAAGUGCGCGCUGCUCAGCCGGGAGAUCCCGGCCAUCGCCUACCGCGGCGGCGGCACCUACACCAAGGGCGCCUUCCAGCAGGCAGCGCAAAUUCUUCGCCAUUCUAGAGAAAACUCAACAAAAGUGAUAUUUCUCAUUACUGAUGGAUAUUCCAACGGUGGAGACCCCAGACCCAUUGCAGCGUCACUACGAGAUUUUGGAGUGGAGAUCUUCACUUUUGGCAUAUGGCAAGGGAACAUUCGAGAACUGAAUGACAUGGCUUCCACCCCAAAGGAGGAGCACUGCUACCUGCUCCAUAGUUUUGAAGAAUUUGAGGCGUUAGCUCGCCGGGCAUUACAUGAAGAUCUACCUUCUGGGAGUUUUAUUCAAGAGGAUAUGUCUCACUGCUCCUAUCUUUGUGAAGCCGGCAGAGAUUGCUGUGACCGAAUGGCAAGUUGCAAAUGUGGGACACACACAGGCCAGUUUGAGUGCAUCUGUGAGAAGGGGUACUACGGAAAAGGUCUGCAAUAUGAAUGCACAGCUUGCCCAUCAGGGACAUACAAGCCUGAAGGUGCCCCAGGAGGAAUCAGCACCUGCAUUCCAUGUCCUGAUGAAAAUCACACCUCUCCACCUGGAAGCACGUCCCCUGAAGACUGUGUCUGUAGGGAGGGAUACCGGGCAUCUGGCCAGACCUGUGAAGUUGUCCACUGUCCCGCCCUGAAGCCUCCUGAAAAUGGGUAUUUUAUCCAAAACACUUGCAACAACCACUUCAAUGCAGCCUGUGGGGUCCGAUGUCACCCUGGAUUUGACCUCGUGGGAAGCAGCAUCCUCUUGUGUCUACCCAGUGGUUUGUGGUCUGGUUCAGAGAGCUCCUGCAGAGUGAAAACAUGCUCCCAUCUCCGCCAGCCCAAACAUGGUCACAUCAGCUGUUCUACAAGGGAAAUGUCUUACAGAACAACAUGUUUGGUUACCUGUGAGGAAGGGUACAGACUAGAAGGAAGUACUAAGCUUACCUGCCAAGUAAACGCCCAGUGGGAUGGUCCAGAACCCCGUUGUGUUGAGCGCCACUGCUCUACCUUUCAGAAGCCGAAAGGUGUCAUCAUAUCUCCCCCCAACUGUGGCAAGCAGCCAUCCAAACCUGGGACAAUUUGUCAGCUAAGUUGUCGCCAAGGAUUCAUUUUAUCUGGAGUCAAAGAAGAAGUGAGAUGCUCAACUUCUGGAAAAUGGAGUGCCAAAGUUCAGGCAGCAGUGUGUAAAGAUGUGGAGGCUCCUCAAAUCACCUGCCCCAAGGACAUAGAGGCUAAGACUCAGGAACAGCAAGAUUCUGCUAAUAUUACUUGGCAAAUCCCAACAGCUAAAGACAACUCUGGAGAAAAGGUGUCCAUCCACGCUGAUCCAGCUUUCGCCCCACCUUACCUUUUCCCAAUUGGAGAUGUUGUUAUCACAUACACAGCAACUGACCCCUCCGGCAACCAAGCCAGCUGUACUUUCCAUAUCAAGGUUAUUGAUGUUGAGCCCCCUGUCAUAGACUGGUGCAGGUCUCCAGCUCCCAUCCAGGUGUCUGAAAAGGAGCAUGCCGCAAGCUGGGAUGAACCCCAGUUCUCGGACAACUCAGGGGCUGUGCUGGACAUCACCAGAAGUCAUACCCAAGGAGACCUUUUCCCUCAUGGGGAGACUAUAGUGCGGUAUACAGCCACUGACCCCUCAGGCAAUAAUAGGACAUGUGACAUCCACAUUGUCAUAAAAGGUUCUCCCUGUGAAGUGCCAUUCACACCUAUAAAUGGGGAUUUUAUAUGUGCUCAAGAUAGUGCUGGAGUCAACUGCACUUUAACUUGCUUAGAGGGCUAUGAUUUCACCGAAGGGUCUACGGAGAAAUACUAUUGUGCUUAUGAGGAUGGUAUCUGGAGACCACCAUAUUCCACUGAGUGGCCAGACUGUGCCAUAAAACGCUUUGCAAACCAUGGGUUUAAGUCCUUUGAGAUGCAAUACAAAGCAACUCGUUGCGAUGACACAGAUCUUUUGAAGAAGUUUUCUGAAGCCUUUGAGACCACCCUGGGGAAGAUGGUCCCAUCAUUUUGUAGCGACGCAGAUGACGUUGACUGCAGACUGGAGGACUUGACCAAAAAAUAUUGCCUAGAAUAUAAUUACGACUAUGAAAAUGGCUUUGCCAUUGGACCAGGUGGUUGGGGUGCAGCUAAUAGGCUAGAUUACUCCUAUGAUGACUUCUUGGAUGCCGUGCAAGAAACACCCACAAGCAUCCGCAAAGCCAGAUCUUCACGGAUUAAAAGAAGCGCCCCAUUAUCUGACCACAAAAUUAAGUUAAUUUUUAACAUCACAGCUAGUGUGCCAUUACCUGAUGAAAGAAACGAUACCCUUGAAUUGGAAAAUCAGCAACGACUCAUUAAGACAUUGGAAACUAUUACAAAUCGACUGAAAAGGACCCUCAAUAAAGAGCCCAUGUAUUCCUUUCAGCUUGCAUCUGAAAUGCUGGUAGCUGACACCAAUUCACUAGAAACAGAAAAAGCUUUCCUCUUCUGCAGGCCCGGCUCAGUGCUGAGAGGACGCAUGUGUGUCAAUUGCCCUUUAGGAACCUAUUUUUCUCUGGAACAUUCUGUCUGUGAAAGCUGCCGGAUGGGAUCCUACCAAGAUGAAGAAGGGCAACUUGAGUGCAAGCUUUGUCCCUCCGGGACUCACACCCAAUAUCUCCAUUCAAGAAGCCUCUCCGAAUGUAAAGCUCAGUGUAAACAAGGCACCUAUUCCUCCAACGGGCUUGAGACCUGCGAAUCAUGUCCACUGGGCACUUACCAGCCAGAAUUUGGUUCCAGGAGCUGCCUCUUAUGUCCAGAAAACACCUCGACUGUGAAAAGAGGAGCUGUGGACAUUUCUGCUUGUGGAGUACCUUGUCCGGUGGGAGAAUUCUCACGUUCUGGGUUAAUGCCCUGUUAUCCAUGUCCUCAAGACUACUACCAGCCUAAUCCAGGGAAGUCUUUCUGCCUGUCUUGUCCCUUUUAUGGAACUACCACAAUCACUGGUGCCAGAUCCAUCACAGAUUGUUCAAGUUUUAGCUCAACUUUCUCAGCAGCAGAGGAAAGUGUAGUGCCCCUGGCCUCUCUUGGGCAUAUUGAAAAGAAGUAUGAAGUCAGCAGUCAGGUUUUCCAUGAAUGCUUCUUAAACCCUUGCCACAAUAGUGGCACCUGCCAACAACUUGGGCGUGGCUAUGUUUGUCUCUGUCCACCUGGAUAUGCAGGCUUGAAGUGUGAGACAGACGUGGAUGAGUGCAGCUCCCGGCCCUGCCUCCAUGGCGGCAUCUGUAAAGACCGAGUUGGGGAAUUCUUCUGUGAGUGCCCAUCGGGUUACACAGGUCGACUGUGUGAAGAAAAUAUAAAUGAGUGUAGCUCUAGUCCUUGUUUAAAUAAAGGCAGCUGUGUCGAUGGCGUGGCCGGCUACCACUGCACGUGUGUGAAAGGCUAUACAGGCCUGCACUGUGAGACAGAAGUUAAUGAGUGCCAGUCAAGCCCAUGCUUACACAAUGCAGUCUGCGAAGACCAAGUUGGGGGAUUCCUGUGCAAAUGCCCAGCUGGAUUUUUGGGUACCCUGUGCGAAAAAAACAUUGAUGAGUGUCUCAGCCAGCCAUGCAAAAAUGGAGCUACUUGUAAAGAUGGUGCCAAUAGCUUCAGGUGCCAGUGUGCAGCAGGCUUCACAGGGUCACACUGUGAAUUGAACAUCAAUGAGUGUCAGUCUAACCCAUGUAGAAAUCAGGCCACCUGUGUAGAUGAAUUCAACUCAUACACUUGUAAAUGUCGGCCAGGAUUUUCAGGCAGCAGGUGUGAAACAGAACAGUCUACGGGUUUUAACCUGGAUUUUGAAGUUUCUGGAAUCUAUGGUUACGUCAUGCUAGAUGGUGUGCUUCCAUCUCUCCAAGCCGUGACCUGUGCAUUCUGGAUGAAGUCCUCUGACACCACCAACUAUGGAACACCAAUCUCCUAUGCACUGGAGAAUGGCAGUGAUAAUACCCUCCUCCUGACUGAUUACAAUGGCUGGGUUCUUUAUGUGAAUGGCAAGGAAAAGAUAACAGACUGUCCUGCAGUGAAUGACGGCAGUUGGCAUCAUAUUGCAAUCACUUGGACGAGUUCCAAUGGAGCCUGGAAAGUCUACAUUGAUGGGAAAUUAUCUGACGGUGGUGCUGGCCUCUCUGUUGGCUCCGCCAUCCCUGGUGGUGGUGCAUUAGUUCUGGGGCAAGAGCAAGACAAAAAAGGAGAGGGAUUCAACCCAGCUGAGUCUUUUGUGGGCUCCAUAAGCCAGCUCAACCUCUGGGACUAUGUCCUGUCUCCACAGCAGGUGAAAUCACUGGCCACCUCCUGCCCAGAGGAGCUCGGUAGAGGAAAUGUGUUGGCCUGGCCUGAUUUCUUGUCAGGAAUUGUGGGAAAAGUGAAGAUUGAUUCCAAGAGCAUAUUCUGUUCUGAUUGCCCACCUUUGGAAGGAUCAGUACCUCACUUGAGAACUGCAUCAGCAGAUUUGAAGCCAGGCUCCAAAGUCAGGCUGUUCUGUGAUCCAGGCUUCCAGAUAGUUGGGAACCCUGUGCAGUCCUGUCUGAAUCAAGGACAGUGGACCCAGCCGCUCCCACAGUGUGAACGCAUCAGCUGUGGGGUGCCACCUGCUUUGGAGAAUGGCUUUUAUUCAGCUGAGGACUUCCACGCUGGCAGCACAGUGACCUACCAGUGCAAUAAUGGCUACUAUCUGUUGGGUGAUUCCAGGAUGUUCUGUACAGAUAACGGGAGUUGGAAUGGCAUCUCACCAGCAUGCCUUGAUGUCGACGAGUGUGCAGUUGGAUCAGACUGCAGCGAGCACGCGUCGUGCCUGAACACAAAUGGAUCCUACAUAUGCUCGUGUGUCCCGCCAUACACAGGGGACGGGAAAAACUGUGCAGAACCUAUAAAAUGUAAGGCUCCAGGAAAUCCAGAAAAUGGCCACUCUUUCGGCGAGAUUUAUACAGUAGGUGCCGAGGUCACAUUUUCAUGUGAGAAAGGAUACCAAUUGAUGGGAGUAACUAAAAUUACAUGUUUGGAGUCUGGAGAAUGGAAUCAUCUAAUUCCAUACUGUGAAGCUAUUUCCUGUGGUGCACCAGCUAUCCCAGAAAAUGGUGGCAUUGAGGGGUCAGCAUUCACCUAUGGCAGUAAAGUGCUAUAUAGAUGUAAUAAAGGAUACACUCUGGCUGGUGAUAAAGAAUCCUCCUGUCUUGCUGACGGUUCUUGGAGUCAUUUUCCUCCUGUGUGUGAACUGGUGAAGUGUUCUAACCCAGAAGACAUAAAUAAUGGGAAUUAUAUUUUGAGCGGGCUCACCUACCUUUCUACUGCUUCAUAUUCAUGUGAGAGCGGAUUCAGCUUACAGGGCCCGUCCAUCAUUGAAUGCAUGGCUUCUGGCAGCUGGGAUAGAGCGCCACCUACCUGUCACCUGGUCACCUGUGGAGAGCCGCCUGCCGUCAAAGAUGCUGUCAUCACCGGGAGUAACUUCACUUUUGGGCACACUGUCUCUUACACUUGCAAAGAAGGCUAUACCCUUGCUGGCCCUGACACCAUUGAAUGCUUGACCAACGGCAAGUGGAGCGGAAGUAACCUGCAGUGUCUGGCUGUCUCCUGUGAUGAGCCCCCCAACGUGGACCACGCCUCUCCAGAAACUGCCCAUCGGCUCUUUGGAGACAUUGCAUUCUACUACUGCUCGGAUGGUUACAGCCUAGCAGACAAUUCCCAGCUCCUCUGCAAUGCACAGGGCAAGUGGGUCCCUCCAGAGGGUCAGGAUGUACCCCGUUGUAUAGCUCAUUUCUGUGAAACCCCCCCAUCUGUUUCCUAUAGCAUCUUGGAAUCCGUGAGCAAAGCAAAAUUUGCAGCUGGCUCAGUUGUGAGCUUCAAAUGCAUGGAAGGUUUUGUACUGAACACCUCAGCAAAGAUCGAAUGUAUGAGAGGCGGGCAGUGGAACCCUUCCCCCAUGUCCAUCCAGUGCGUCCCGGUGCGGUGCGGAGAGCCACCGAGCAUCACGAAUGGCUAUGCAAGCGGGUCCAACUACAGCUUUGGAGCCAUGGUGGCUUACAGCUGCAACAAGGGGUUCUAUAUUAAAGGGGAGAAGAAGAGCACCUGUGAGGCCACCGGGCAGUGGAGCAGCCCCAUGCCCACCUGCAACCCUGUAUUUUGCAACGAACCUCCUAAGGUUGAGAAUGGCUUUCUGGAGCAUACAACUGGCAGGAUCUUCGAGAGUGAAGCGAGCUUUCAGUGUAACCCAGGCUAUAAGCUAGUCGGAAGUCCCGUGUUUGUCUGCCAAGCAAAUCGCCACUGGCACAGUGACUCCCCCCUGUCAUGCGUCCCUCUCAACUGUGGGAAACCUCCCCCCAUCCAGAAUGGCUUCAUAAAAGGCGAAAAUUUUGAAGUAGGUUCCAAGGUGCAGUUUUUCUGCAAUGAGGGCUAUGAGCUUAUUGGUGAUAGUUCUUGGACAUGCCAGAAAUCUGGCAAAUGGAAUAAGAAGCCAAACCAAAAGUGUGUCCCAGCCAAGUGCCCAGAGCCACCCCUCGUGGAGAACCAGCUGGUAAUGAAGGAGCUGAUGACCGAGGUGGGCGUGGUGACAUUCUCCUGUAAGGAAGGACAGGCUCUGCAAGGCCCCUCUAUCUUGAAAUGCCUGCCAUCCCAGCGGUGGAACGACUCUUUCCCUGUCUGUAAGAUGGUUCUUUGCCUACCACCACCCCUAAUUUCCUUCGGUGUCCCUGCCCCUUCUUCUGCUCUUCAUUUUGGAAGUACUGUUAAGUACUCCUGUGUAGAUGGAUUUUUCCUAAGGGGAGAUCCCACCACCCUCUGCCAAGCUGAUGGCACUUGGAGCUCUCCACUGCCUGAAUGUGUUCCAGUAGAAUGUCCCCACCCCGAGGAAAUCCUCAAUGGCAUCAUAGACGUGCAGGGUCUUGCCUAUCUCAGCACAGCUCUCUAUACCUGCAAGCCAGGCUUUGAGUUGGUGGGAAAUGCCAGCACCACCCUUUGUGGAGAAAAUGGUCAGUGGCUUGGAGGAAAACCAACAUGUAAGCCCAUCGAGUGCCCCAAGCCUAAGGAGAUUUUGAAUGGCAAAUUCUCUUACACAAACCUACAUUAUGGACAGAGCAUUACAUACUCUUGCGACCGGGGCUUCCGGCUUGAAGGUCCCAAAGCCUUGACCUGUUUAGAGACAGGUGACUGGGAUGUGGAUGCCCCGUCUUGCAAUGCCAUCCACUGUCAUCCCCCACAACCCAUUGAAAAUGGUUUUGUAGAAGGUGCAGAUUACAGCUACGGUGCCAUGAUCAUCUACAGCUGCUUCCCUGGGUUCCAGGUGGCUGGUCUCGCCAUGCAGACCUGUGAAGAGGCAGGAUGGUCAAGCUCCAUCCCAACCUGUGUACCUAUAGACUGUGGCCUCCCUCCUCACAUAGAUUUUGGAGACUGUACUAAAGUCAAGGAUGGCCAAGGAUAUUUUGAGCAAGAAGAUGAUGUGAUGGAAGUUCCGUAUCUGACUCCUCACCCUCCUCAUCACGUGGGAACAGUGGCUAAAACCCGGGAAAAUACAAAGGAAUCUCCUACACCUUUGUCAAACUUUCUAUAUGGCACCAUGGUCUUAUAUACCUGUAAUCCAGGAUAUGAACUUUUGGGGAACCCUGUGCUGAUCUGCCAGGAAGAUGGGACUUGGAAUGGCAGUGCACCCUCCUGCAUUUCCAUUGAAUGUGACUUUCCUAUUGCUCCUGAAAAUGGAUUUCUGCGUUUUACAGAGACUAGCAUGGGAAGUGCCGUGCAGUAUGGCUGCAAACCGGGUCAUGUUCUCGUGGGCUCCGACAUGAGACUUUGUCUACAGAACAGAAAGUGGAGUGGUUCUUCCCCACACUGUGAAGCCAUUUCAUGCAAAAAGCCAAACCCAGUCAUGAAUGGAUCCAUCAAAGGAAGCCUCUACACGUACUUGAGCGUGUUGUACUACGAGUGUGACCCCGGGUAUGUGCUGAAUGGCACAGAGAGGAGAACAUGCCAAGAAGAUAAACAUUGGGAUGGCAAUGAGCCUGUUUGCAUUCCCGUAGACUGUGGUCCACCCUCGGUUUUGGCCAAUGGCCAGGUGAAAGGAAAUGACUACACAUUCCAGAAAGAGAUUGAAUACACUUGCAAGGAAGGGUUCUUGCUUGAAGGAGCCAGGAGUCGUGUCUGUCUUGCCAAUGGAAGCUGGAGUGGAGCUACUCCUGACUGUGUACCCAUCAGAUGUACCACCCCACCACAAGUGGCAAAUGGAGUGAUGGAUGGCCUGGACUAUGGCUUCAUGAAGGAAGUGGUAUUCCACUGUCAGGAGGGCUAUGUGUUGCAUGGCGCUCCAAAACUCACCUGCCAGUCAGAUGGCCACUGGGAUGCAGAGGUUCCUGUUUGUAAACCAGUCAGCUGUGGACCUCCUGAAGAUCUUGCUCAUGGCUUCCCUCAUGGUUUUUCCUUUUAUCAUGGGGGGCAUAUACAGUAUCAGUGCUUUCCAGGGUAUAAGCUCCAUGGAAGUUCUUCAAGAAGGUGUCUCUCCAAUGGCUCCUGGAGUGGCAGCCCGCCAUCCUGCCUGCCUUGCAGGUGUUCCACGCCAGCCAUUCAACAUGGAACCGUCAAUGGGACAGAUUUCAGCUGUGGAAAGAUAGCCCGGAUUCAGUGCUUCAAAGGCUUCACACUCCUGGGAUCGUCUGAAAUCACCUGUGAAGCCAAUGGCCAGUGGAGCUCCGGCUUCCCACGCUGUGAACAUGCUGCUUGUGGUUCUCUCCCAGCCAUUCCAAAUGCACUCAUUGGUGAGAGCAGCUCCUUGAAGGAAAAUGUGAUAACUUACAGUUGCAAGUCUGGGUAUGUCCUACAAGGCAGUUCAGAUUUGAUUUGUACAGAAAAGGGGACAUGGAGCCAACCUUAUCCGGUCUGUGAGCCCCUGUCCUGUGGACCCCCACCAACUGUCACUAAUGCCGUGGCAACUGGAGAGACACACACCUAUGAAAGUAAAGUGAAGCUCAGAUGUCUGGAAGGUUAUAUGAUGGAUACAGAUACAGAUACAUUCACCUGUCAGAAAGAUGGUCAUUGGUUCCCAGAGAGAAUCUCCUGCAGUCCAAAAACAUGUCCGUUUCCAGAAAACAUAACACAUAUACGUGUUCAUGGGGACGAUUUCAGUGUGAAUAAGCAGGUGUCAGUGUCAUGUGUGGAAGGGUAUACCUACGAGGGCGUUAACAUAUCAACAUGUCAGCUUGAUGGUACCUGGGAGCCAUUAUUUUCUGAUGAAUUCUGUAGUCCAGUUUCUUGUGGAAAACCUGAAAGUCCAGAACAUGGAUUUGUGGUUGGCAGUGAACACAGCUUUGAAAGCACAAUUAUUUAUCAAUGUGAAUCUGGCUAUGAAUUAGAGGGAAACAGGGAACGCGUCUGUCAGGAGAAUAGACAGUGGAGUGGAGAGGUAGCAACUUGCAAAAAGACCAGAUGUGAAGCUCCACUUGACUUUCCAAAUGGCAAGGCUGAUGUUGAAAAUACGACAGCAGGACUCAGCGCGGUGUAUUCCUGCAACAGAGGCUAUACCCUGCAAGGGCUGCCGGAGGCUCGCUGCACAGAAAAUGGAACUUGGAGCCACCCAGUUCCUCUCUGCAAACCAAAUCCGUGCCCUGUUCCUUUUGUGAUCCCUGAGAAUUCUCUGCUUUCGGAAAAAGAGUUCUAUGUGGAUCAGAAUGUGUCCAUCAAGUGUAGGGAAGGCUUCCUGCUCCAGGGCCACGGCAUUAUGACCUGCAACCCCGAUGAGACGUGGACACAGACAGAUGCCAAGUGUGAAAAAAUUUCAUGUGGUCCACCAGCUCAUGUGGAAAAUGCAAUUGCUCGAGGCAUCCAUUAUCAAUAUGGGGACAUGAUCACCUACUCGUGCUACAGUGGAUACAUGUUGGAGGGUUCCCUGAGGAGUGUCUGCCUGGGAAAUGGCACCUGGACCUCACCACCCAUCUGCAGAGCGGUCUGUCGAUUCCCUUGUCAGAAUGGGGGCAUCUGCCAGCGCCCAAAUGCUUGCUCUUGCCCCGAUGGCUGGAUGGGGCACCUCUGUGAAGAACCAAUAUGCAUUCUCCCCUGUCUGAACGGUGGUCGCUGUGUGGCCCCUUAUCAGUGUGACUGUCCCCCUGGCUGGACGGGGUCCCGCUGUCAUUCAGCUGUGUGCCAGUCUCCCUGCUUAAAUGGUGGAAAAUGUGUGAGACCAAACCGAUGCCACUGUCUCUCUGCUUGGACGGGACAUGACUGUUCCAGGAAGAGGAGGACCGGGUUUUAGCCACCGCACACCCAGGAGGCUCUCCCCAAAGCAGGUUCAUCUCUUCCUAGCAGUGUCUGGGCAUCCUGGAAGUUACGCAAAGAAAGUCCAACAUGGUGCUGGGCCUUGUUUCGUUUAGUAAACGUGUUAUUUGCGGUUUACUUUUUAAUUCUGUGAUGUCUGUUGUUAUUCCUUGUGCCGUACUUUCGUAUAUAUUUGCCUUUUUAAAUAUGCCUGUAUUUUCUAUAUAAAAAUUAUAUUAAAUAGAUGCUGCUCCACCCUC
Nycticebus coucang (slow loris) is the source of this 12810-nucleotide messenger RNA. It is a transcript of the gene SVEP1, whose product is annotated as sushi, von Willebrand factor type A, EGF and pentraxin domain containing 1. NCBI's taxonomy places the organism in Eukaryota, Metazoa, Chordata, Mammalia, Primates, Lorisidae. Gene Ontology annotation, molecular function: calcium ion binding. The record is from RefSeq and is a predicted model, not a curated record. The transcript has 48 exons. Bases 1827 to 12548 code for a protein of 3573 amino acids.